AUGGGCUGCUGGAAAGAAGAAAGAAUGGAGUUACAGUGUACAGUACUGGAGACUGUAGACCUUGACUCUGGCAAAAGAAAAGAAAAAGCUGCCGUUGGUCGUCGGCCUGCAUCGGUACGUAGGCAGAAUAUGCGUUUACCACAACAUCGCAAUCUCGUCGAAUUUAAGGCUGGUAAAAUGACGAUGACUGGAAAAUUGGUCAAGCCAGAUCAACGAAAAGGACUUCUAUAUGUAUUUCAGGGUGAUGAUAGUUUAAUGCAUUUCUGUUGGAAAGAUAGGACCACUGGUAAAGUUGACGAUGACUUGAUUAUCUUUCCCGAAGAUGUAAACUUUAGUCGAGUUACCCAAUGUACUACUGGACGAGUAUAUGUAUUGAAAUUUCGCAAUUCAGCUCGAAAGCUUUUCUUUUGGAUGCAGGAUAUCAAAACUGAUAAAGAUGAAGUUAAUUGUAAUAAGGUUAACGAAGUAUUAAAUAAUCCAAGUGCUGCCUUGAGUUCCGCUGGCUCCAUGUCAAAUUCUGAAUUAAUGAGAAUGUACGGAUUUGGAGGCGCAAAUCCUGGCCUGCCCAAUGUUGACGCUUUAGAUACGACUGGAUUGCUUUCGGGUAUAUCUCGCCCUAGUCGCCCUCACUCGUCACCAGCUGCAGUUGCAUCCAGUAACUCGAACAGCCAGGGAAAUUCACGACCAGCAACCGCAACACCAAAUGUUGUUAAUGCAGCCGAUGAUAGGAACACAACCACACCACAACAACAACGUACUACUCAACUGAGUGACAUUCAGAAUAUUCUAGCAGGAUUGCCAGUAGAAGUUGACUUAAAUCAGAUGUUGGAUGAAGCUGCAGUUUCGUCACUAAGUAGUAACUCGCAAUUAUUGCAGCAGUUACGGCCAUUCUUACCCCCUGGUAGCGAAAAUGAGAAUACUAGCGAACGCUUACGAGAAACGUUAACGUCGCCUCCUUUUCAGCAGGCAUUAAGUUCGUUUAGCACAGCACUUCAAUCCGGUCAGCUUGGUUCCAUGAUGGAUCAACUUGGAAUGGCUGACGCACUUGACGCGGCUGGUCAAGGAGAUGUGACAGUAUUUGCAAGAGCUCUAGAGACUGCUGCUAGGGCCGGUACUUUACAGGAUAACACCCCACCACCUUCUUCUGAUAAUACCAAAUCGUCAGAAUCGAAAGAACAAUCAUCGACAAGUGACAAAGAUGAAAAAAAUAGCGACAAUGAUCAUAAGGAUGCUGAAGGAAAGAUGGAUGUAGACCCAUAG
Molecule: messenger RNA, 1260 nt
Organism: Trichoplax adhaerens
Lineage: Eukaryota; Metazoa; Placozoa; Uniplacotomia; Trichoplacea; Trichoplacidae
Exons: 9
Coding region: 1-1260 (419 amino acids)
Biological process (GO): ubiquitin-dependent protein catabolic process
Cellular component (GO): cytoplasm; nucleus; proteasome regulatory particle, lid subcomplex
Molecular function (GO): proteasome binding; ubiquitin binding; endopeptidase activator activity
Source: RefSeq, a predicted model, not a curated record